CAGACAAUAUUCUGUUACAUUGUAGCAAAAUGGCGACUGUCAUUCACAACCCCCUGAAAGCGCUCGGGGACCAGUUCUACAAGGAAGCCAUCGAGCACUGCAGGAGUUACAACUCGCGGCUGUGUGCAGAGCGCAGCGUGCGUCUCCCCUUUCUGGACUCGCAGACCGGGGUGGCCCAGAACAACUGUUACAUCUGGAUGGAGAAGAGGCAUCGAGGCCCAGGCCUCGCCCCAGGCCAACUCUACACAUACCCUGCCCGCUGCUGGCGCAAGAAGAGACGAUUGCACCCACCUGAGGAUCCGAAGCUGCGGCUGCUGGAAAUUAAACCUGAAGUGGAGCUGCCCCUGAAGAAAGAUGGCUUCACCUCAGAAAGCACCACCCUGGAAGCCUUGCUCCGCGGGGAGGGGGUUGAGAAGAAAGUGGAGGCCAGAGAGGAGGAGAACGUCCAGGAGAUACAGAGGGUUUUGGAAAAUGAUGAAAAUGUGGAAGAAGGGAACGAAGAAGAGGAUUUAGAAGAGGAUAUUCCCAAGCGGAAGAAUAGGACCAGAGGACGGGCUCGUGGCUCUGCGGGGGGCAGGAGGAGGCACGACGCGGCCUCUCAGGAAGACCAUGAUAAACCUUACGUCUGUGACAUCUGUGGCAAGCGCUACAAGAACCGGCCAGGACUCAGCUACCAUUAUGCUCACACUCACCUGGCAAGUGAGGAAGGAGAUGACGCUCAAGAUCAAGAGACUCGGUCCCCACCUAACCACAGAAAUGAGAACCACAGACCCCAGAAAGGACCGGAUGGGACAGUCAUUCCCAAUAAUUACUGUGACUUCUGCUUGGGGGGUUCUAACAUGAACAAGAAGAGUGGGCGGCCCGAAGAGCUGGUGUCCUGUGCAGACUGCGGACGCUCUGGUCACCCGACCUGCCUGCAGUUCACCCUGAACAUGACUGAGGCCGUCAAGACCUACAAGUGGCAAUGCAUUGAGUGCAAGUCCUGCAUCCUCUGUGGGACCUCGGAGAAUGAUGACCAGCUACUCUUCUGCGACGACUGUGACCGCGGCUAUCACAUGUACUGUUUAAAUCCCCCAGUGGCUGAGCCCCCAGAAGGAAGCUGGAGCUGCCACUUAUGCUGGGAACUGCUCAAAGAAAAAGCCUCAGCCUUUGGCUGCCAGGCCUAGGGCCCCAGGUCACAGAAUGUGACUUGCUCCUGGAGAGGCUGAACCAGAGCCCAGCUCAAACCAGACAGACCAACUGUAAGGAAAUGAGUCAUUGAGGGACAUAGACAGGUGGAACGGAGAGGAUGAGAUAUCUACUUACCUCCCACCCACAGGUUUCCGUACUUCAACGAGCCCCUUCCUUGUUUCUGCCGAAUGAUCUUGCACUUUUAAAGAACAACCCCAACCCUGUGGAAGCCCCCUCACUUUUACCCUGGCACUUUCACCCAUUUUAAGGGUAGCCAUUUUGUGGCCCCUGACCAGUCAUUUGCAAGUAGUUUGGUGUUUUCUAUUUAUCGUGUUCCAAGAAAUCUUCGCAUAGCCUCUCCACCCGCAGCUUAACCUCUUCAUCCUAAACUCUCACCAGAGCCACAACGGGCUGUGGAGAAGUUGUUAUGUAUUACCAGCCUUACUGGAAACUUCUAGACUUGGAGCCUGGAGACCAUCUUGAAGGCAGAGCCCUGCAACCCCUCCUUGGUCCUCGGUCUCUGUGGAGAGGAAGUGCUGCCUUCCAGAACCCCUGGCAGUUAUCCAGUGGCACCCACAGCCAGGGUGGUCUUGAUUCACAGUGUCAGGCCACUUGAUAGGGGGUGGGGAGGAAAGUGGAGGCCCUGAGAGGUGGGAGGAAACUGCAGAUAAUACUGAGGCCCAGCCCCAGUCAGUCAGUAUUUAUUGUCUAUCAGGAGAGGUUCUGCAAGGGACUACGUGGUUCCUUGACCUCCAGAGCUCGGGCGUCCUUGAGGUGAGGCAAAGCACAGCCUGUGGACAGAGGAAAAUGCUUAGGUCUCCGCCUUCCAACCCACCAGGUCCAGAGGUCUGGUUCAGCUUUCCUUGGGGGCACUCAAGAACCAGGAGGGCAAGCGAAGGCUGCUCAACCAAGCAUCUGAAUGUUGGAUACAAAGGAUCACGGUUUUGGAAAACCCUUCAGUAUUGAUGCAACACUAUGAAUUCCUUUUCCCAAGUGAUUUCUUCCUUCCUUAGAGUAUAUGUUUCCCAUUGUCCACGGAGACAGGACCCUGGAAAUUUUAGGAUGGGGGGAGAGAUGAUUGCUACCUAAACAAAUAAUUAGGGUGGUAUGAUUAUUUAUGAUGAAGAUGGUGACGACUCAGAAUCCUCAGCCUGAGGGUGGCUCCUGUCUCCCCAACUCCCCGAUGUGUGCUGGACUCUUGUUUUCAAAACUAUUCUGAGAUGAAAGACACAGGGAGGUUCAGAUUCCGAGAACUUUGUUGGACUGGGUUGUCUUUGAAUCCCAGCAGUGGCAGCAGCAGCAGCACAAUAACUGACACAUUUCUGGAAAAAAUCAUUUGCCCAAAGGGCAGGUCUCGGUGAGCAGGACCCUCGCGCAUGCUCGGUUUCCCUGAAAUCAGCUCCAUCUCUGUGGUCCGGCCGCUUACAACAAAGGCCGAGGUUAUUUUUAGUCCUUCAGCUCCUGGAAGAAGCCCCUGGAGACCCGAGCUAGUUGGGCCGCUUCCGCCGGGCUGUAGCCUGCUCUCUGGCUUGGCAGGCGUGUUUUUCCCCAGGCUGAUUGCUCUUGGCCACUGGACCCGGGGCAGCCUGGUGUGGAGCUGAGCAGUGUCACUCCUUUUGCAGAGUGACCUGUGGCAAGAGAUGGGGGUCACUCUCCAGCAGGGUCCUGUGGCCACCCGGGGAGUUACACGCAUACAUAUGAUCUCUUUUAAAGGGCCCCAGUCCAGAGGGGAUUUUCAUCUCCCUCGUAAGGUAUUUCCUUCCCCUUGCUGGUUGGUGAACCUGUUUUGGGUUCUGGGGGUGCAGGGAGGGUUUGGGAAGUUGCUGUGUGUUCGCCCGGGAGAUGUGUUCACCUGUUCAUCAGAGGGGCAGACAUCCUCUCUUGGCUAGCUCUCAAUCCACCCAUAUAACUCAAAGUGGGAUGUCCCUGAAGGCUGAUUAUUGGUUUUGAAAUCAUUUUAAUUUAAUUUUAGAACCCCCCCCCCCCACAUUCCUAAAUGCCACAAUUGCUUAAAACUUAAAUGUGCACAUCCUAAACCAAACACUGUGGCUCUACAACUUGACAGGUCCUUUUGGGGUAUGUGCAAAUCUGUUCCCCACAUCCAAGCAGAUGAUGGAGUUUUGUCCUGUGCUGUCUGCAGCCACGUCUGCUCUACUCACAGAAGCUGUGAGGGUGGGAUGGAAUCUCUGAGCCCAGGAAGGGAGCUGUAACUCACCAGCAGUGUGGGCAUGGACAGGGCUCAGGAAUGGACAUUAGGAAGGCCCUUGAGUUCCCUUUACCAUUCCCUUACUCCCUGAGAUUGGUCCUGAUCUGGAAAGAGGGGAGAACAAAGCCUGCUUGUGAGACGGCACUGUUAGGGUACUGAAAGCAGACAAAAGUCUCCAUAGUCACAUUUAUCACAUUCUUUGUUGAAAAGAAAGAAGGCAUCUGUAAACUUCAGAUUGGUCUCUUUCUUUGAGCCCAAGAGAAUGAGCCAGAAUCAUCAGUAUACUUGAACCAUCAGGGUUUUAGUUUUGCCUUUGCCACGGAGUAGUUGCAUGAUCUAAGCAACUGACUCAACAUCCCUGAACCUCAGUUUGCUCACCUGUGAAGCAGAGAUAGUGGUAUUUGCCCUGCCUACUCCAUAGCAACUUUGGGAGUCUCAAAAGACAUAAUGUUUUAUAAAAGCCACCGCAGAGCCUGGGAUGUCAAGGAGGCACCCCAUGUGACUUCCACGGAGCUGGCCGAAGCUAGAGGCUCUCUCGGAAUUUCUCUCUGACCAAAGGGAGCUUAUGUGUGGAGGGCCAGGCUGCCUGGGCCACUGGGCUGAAGCCGUGAUGCUGUGACCAAGGAAACCGUGACUGUGCCCGGGUCUGUGGUGGGAGACGGAGCAUUCACCCUGGGGUUGGGGACUUCAGAAUGAAAAUCCUUGAGAUACCCCCUUCUACAAGACUAAAGCCUCUUAGAAGGGAGAGCUAAUUUCAUUUCAAUUCACGUAAGUGCUCACUUUAAACCUCGGUUUAAAGCCCAGCUCUGCUACUUUCGAGCUGGUUGACCUUGGGCAAAUUACUUAACCUCUCUGAGCCUUAUUUUCCACAUCUGUAUGAUGGGGAGUAUGGCCUGUUGGCAGGGUUGUUGCAGGGAUUUGAGGUCAUGCUGGCAAAGAUCCUGGCCCGCUGAAGGCCCCCACUCUGUGACAGCUAUUGUCAUUUUGUAGAGAGGCCACCGAGUGGAGAUAAUGGUGCUGUCUCUCCCCAGCCCAAAUGCACGGAACCAGCCAGGACACCUUUGCUCCACUUCCCUCCCAUAUGGUGACUCCAGCUGACUUUGGAAGAGGCUGGAGAUCAAAAUCCUGUUUCCUGUAGGCAUUUUAGAAACAUUGCUUUUUGGGCCUGUAGCAAAUCCAUUGCAGGCAACUCUGUGAGGAAAUACAACUCCUGUUAGGAGACUGACCUUCUGGUUUUCCUUCUCAACACCCUCCUCCCACCCCCCACUCAUAGCGUCUAAGGCGGGAAGGAGCCAGCAGCCCCCAGGCAGCCCCAGUAGGCAGCUGCUUCCCCGGGGCUCAGGCGCAGGCUCAGGCCUCUGGCUGG
This is a messenger RNA of Choloepus didactylus (southern two-toed sloth), 4742 nucleotides long. RefSeq names its product double PHD fingers 3 (gene DPF3). The coding region runs from base 30 to 1166 and encodes 378 amino acids. Lineage: Eukaryota; Metazoa; Chordata; Mammalia; Pilosa; Megalonychidae. The record is from RefSeq and is a predicted model, not a curated record. Gene Ontology annotation, cellular component: nucleus. The transcript is spliced from 11 exons.